This is a messenger RNA of Metopolophium dirhodum (rose-grain aphid), 1663 nucleotides long. RefSeq lists its product as uncharacterized. The transcript has 5 exons. Gene Ontology annotation, molecular function: calcium ion binding. The record is from RefSeq and is a predicted model, not a curated record. Lineage: Eukaryota; Metazoa; Arthropoda; Insecta; Hemiptera; Aphididae. Bases 1 to 1248 code for a protein of 415 amino acids.
AUGAGAUUCUCAUAUGGCACUCCUUUCAAUUGCAUCAGUAUACCUCCACCCUUGGUCACAGAAAGUUUUUUAAGGACUUGUGAAGAUCCGUUCAUAUACCAAAAUAAAAUAUUAAUCAUCGUCCAAAAUAUUAUGUGUUUUAUACAUGACAAAUAUAAUAUUAUCCGAAUAUUUAUUAUUUAUACAGUUACUUCAAAUGUUUACGUAUCAUCGGUCACCAACGAUACUACAUAUUUUCAGACAAGACAACUCAGUGGCCAACAGUAUCGUCUGGACUAUAAUUUACAGAAUCACACGAAAUAUGAAGAAAAAAUUUCAGACCGGUCAAGAACACUAUUCGAUUGGAAUAGUCCAAGAGUUUUAUCGAAAGAAGAAAUAAAAGUUCAGUCGAAUGCAAAUUUGGAAACUGAGAGAGUUGAGAACAAUGUUUGGUGGCCGUGGAAAAACUAUAACGAUUGGUUGAAUGGUAGAGGAUUAAAAUCAGAGCAACCAAAAAAAUCUGAAAAGAAGAUUCAAAAGGAAAAAAAACAUAAAAAGAAGAACAGGAAAAAUGAAAGAAAAAAAAAGAAGUCAAGACCUGGUAAAAAAUUAAACACCACAGUCGAAAGCAGUGAUAAAUUUUCGGUCAAUGCCGAAGACAACGAAAUCAUAAAAAAAGAAUCAAUACCCGAAAUACUUUACAAAGCAUCGCCGAUUGAUAUAAUUUUAAGAAAUUCUUCUUUAGUUCCAGCCUUGGUGAAAUAUACAUCCAGAAAUUAUACUUAUGAUGUAAACGAAUGCUUGACAAAUAACGGAGGUUGUGAAGGACUUUGCAUCAACACUCCAGGAUCGUACAGGUGUCAUUGUCCGCCCGGCUUUAUGGUAGCAGACACCAAAUGCGAAGACAUUGAUGAAUGCUUGUUGCGCAACGGGCAUGGACCAUGCCAAGGCGCGUGCACCAACACCUGGGGCGGUUACAAGUGUUCGUGUCACGGCGUACCAGGCACACGGUUGGCCAACGACCGGCACACUUGCGACGACGUGGACGAGUGUCGGGACGGCACGGCCGGGUGUUCGCACCAGUGCAUCAACACGGUGGGAUCCGCGUUCUGCGUGUGUCCGGAUGGAUUGCAGUUGGACGACAGCUGGAAAACGUGCGUGGACGUGGACGAGUGUUCGGACCCGGAGCUGCAGCAGUCGCCGGACAUUUGCUCCGAACGUGGUUUGACGUGUCUCAACACGUACGGCUCAUAUAAAUGUGUGACGUAGUGCCUAAUGCCUACAUUAUGAAUUACAAAAUAUAUUAUUAUAGAUGCUGUACGAUGCUAUAAUAUAACCACAUUCAAUAUUAAUACAACACUGCUAGCAGCAUACGCAUGAUAAUUAUCUAAACUCACCAAUAUUAAUUUACUAGUCAGAGUGCUGUUGUUGUUGCAGUUGUUGCUGUUGUCUGUUGGCUAUUGUUAUUAAUUAUUAUAUAACCCAUUGGUCCCAUAUUGUUAUUAUUAUUAUUAUUAUUAUUAUCAUUUUUUUACACCAUAAUUUGUUAAAUUUUUUUAUGCUUUUGAUAUUUUACAAAUGUUUUUAAUACACAUGUAUACACUAUACACGCACUAGCCUUACAAAUCAACGACUAAUAAUUACCAUUAAAAUAAUAAUAUAUAUAAUUACGUUUGUCACAAUA